CUCAACUCAAGACUGCUACUACUAUUUUAUUACAUUUUCUUCCUCUCGUCUUCGUCAUCGUUGUCAUCAUCAUCAUCAUCUGCAAUAUAAAUAAAGUCAGAGAAACAGAUCGAUCCAUCCCUACUCUCUCUCUCUCUCUCUCUCUUUCUAGGGGAAGAUACAUACAGAAGACUCCAGAAUGGCUCUUCGAGCGGUGGCCGCCGGGAAAAUCCUAAGAGGCGGCCUAGGGUUAGGGUUUCAGAGCAUCAGGGGAUUGCAGACAUUCUCGCUUCCUGACCUGCCGUACGACUAUGGCGCUCUGGAGCCCGUCAUCAGCGCUGAGAUCAUGCAGCUCCACCACCAGAAGCACCACCAGGCCUACAUCACCAACUUCAACAAGGCCCUCGAGCAGCUCGACGCCGCCCUCGCCAAGGGCGACGCCGCCACCGUCGUCAAGCUGCAGUCCGCCAUCAAGUUCAACGGCGGAGGUCAUGUGAACCACUCAACUUUCUGGAAGAAUCUUGCUCCAGUUCGUGAAGGAGGUGGUGAGCCUCCAAAGGGGUCACUGGGUUGGGCCAUUGACACACAUUUUGGUUCUCUGGAAGUGUUGAUGCAGAAGAUGAAUGCUGAAGGUGCUGCUUUACAAGGCUCUGGAUGGGUGUGGCUUGGUGCUGAUAAAGAGCUUAAAAAGCUUGUGGUAGAGACCACUGCAAAUCAGGAUCCACUGGUAACUAAAGGGCCAUUAGUUCCUCUUAUUGGGAUAGAUGUCUGGGAGCAUGCAUACUACUUGCAGUACAAGAAUGUUAGACCAGAUUACCUGACGAACAUAUGGAAAGUUAUAAACUGGAAAUAUGCGAGUGAAGUGUAUGAAAAAGAGUGUGUUUGAAGGAACUCCUUGACAACGGGCUUCGAGGUGAUGUUGAUACUUGGGUUGAGUUGGGAAGAGAAUAAUAAUAAAAUGAGGUUAUACAGAUGUGGCGCCUCACGUUUUAGAUGCAGUCUUUGCUUCUUGAUGUCGUGUUUGCGAAGUGGCUGAACUUUCUAUAUGGCCGCUACUAUUAUUACAGAGCAGAGCUCACUUAUUUUAUAUUCCAACUUGAAAUUUCAUGCUUA
This is a messenger RNA of Diospyros lotus (date-plum), 1092 nucleotides long. RefSeq names its product superoxide dismutase [Mn], mitochondrial-like. Lineage: Eukaryota; Viridiplantae; Streptophyta; Magnoliopsida; Ericales; Ebenaceae. Gene Ontology annotation, cellular component: mitochondrion. The transcript has 6 exons. Gene Ontology annotation, molecular function: superoxide dismutase activity; metal ion binding. Gene Ontology annotation, biological process: superoxide metabolic process. The record is from RefSeq and is a predicted model, not a curated record. Bases 179 to 865 code for a protein of 228 amino acids.